UUGGUUCAAGCUGAUUGCAUAUUUACAAAGGAAGUGGACCAGGAGUGAUCGAGGAUUUGGGCCAAUAGAAUCGACGCCGGAUUUUAGCAGGGCACGUUUCCAUUCUUCCGAAAUUUCGAAGUGAAUUUUGAUCGCCUGAAAUAAUGUCCAACCUGGAGGACCGUGCCGAUUCGGAGAGCGACUGCAGUGACGACGAAGAUUACGUUCCAGAAGGAGAACUGAAUGAGCUCUCGGAAGAAUCGAAGUCCGGGGAUGAAGAGGAAGGCGCAGAGAAUUCAGACAAUGACGCCGAAACGGGUCAAAAGAGGCGAUCCAAUAGCAAGAAAUUAAAAAAGCCAAGAAAAAAGGCUAAGGUGGAAGAAAGUGAGGAAAAGGCUGAGGAAGCGCCGGUCUGCAAGGAGGAGGAGAAAAAGCGAGCUGAAGACAUUUGGGCCGCGUUUAAGUUGGACACGGGCGGCUCUGUUAGCAAAACAGAAUCUAGUUGCACCGCCUCUGUGUCAAAGCCGGAAGAGCCAAGCAAAAGUGAUAGCAAGCGAGAGGAGAAAAAAGAGAAGGAGGAGCCGAAAUUUUUCGAGUUUGCAGGCGAAACACACGUACUGACUGGCCCGUCAACCUUGAAGCCUGUGGAGCAGGCGGCGCCUUCGAGAGGGCUGGUUUUGGGCGGGCAGCGAGGUAAAGGUGGCCUGGCUGGCAUUCUCUCCCAAAUCAAGGGCAAAGGAACUAAACUGAGCACCCUGGAAAAGUCAAAGAUGGACUGGCAGAAUUUCAAAGCGCAGCAGGGCAUCGAAGAGGAGAUCCAGACGCACAAUCGAGGCAAACAAGGGUUUUUGGAGCGACAGGACUUUUUGCAAAGGGCCGACCUGCGCCGCUUCGAGAUCGAAAAGCAAAUGCGUGCCACAGCCAGGAAGAGCAAUCAUUAAUUCUGAGGCAUUUCAACAGUGGAGUCACUAUCUGCCGUGAUUCUUGGUGAUGUAUUAUUUAUUCCACGUCGGAAAAGCCACAAUUAUUUGGUGAUUUCACGGAACUCACAGAAAUGAAUAUCACAACUACUUUAAAACAUUAUUUUCCAACUAGUUGGAAUCAACAUUUAAACAAAGCAUAAUAAUUGUUUUCUUUCGAGGAAAGAUACCUUGCAGCUUCCGGUGUGAGACUAAAUUCAUUUCAGUGUUAAUCAGCUGAUUAAAAUGCUAAAUUUAGGUUAUAGAUACGAUUGACUGUAAUAUGUAUAGAAUAAGGAAUUACAUUAAAAUCAAGUCAAAACAA
Cloeon dipterum is the source of this 1263-nucleotide messenger RNA. It is a transcript of the gene Yeti, whose product is annotated as craniofacial development protein 1. The transcript has 5 exons. The record is from RefSeq and is a predicted model, not a curated record. NCBI's taxonomy places the organism in Eukaryota, Metazoa, Arthropoda, Insecta, Ephemeroptera, Baetidae. Gene Ontology annotation, cellular component: Swr1 complex. The coding region runs from base 144 to 920 and encodes 258 amino acids.